AUAAGGCAGUGGCACCUUUUAUGCACAUGAUGUGAACCCACUAGUUCACUGUAUGCCAGCGAAAACUCGCGCCAAGGCUUCGGGUGAAAGGAAAACCACAUGCAUAAUACAGUGCGUCUACAGAGGGAAGAAGUUGCGUCAGAUAACAGGAAUAGACCUCCGACAUUACCUACUGUUUGUAAACUAGCGGACAGUUAGUUUCAGAAAAUGUAUUUUUUAAGCCUCCUGGCGAACAAUGUCAUCGGCCUCUUGCUGGGUCUCAUAGUUCUGGUGUUAUUUUGGAAGAAUAUGGGGAAAAAAAGCAACACGGCAAGACUACCGCCGGGUCCGUCACCAGUCCCAAUCCUAGGAAAUAUUCUUCAGGUGGAUUUAAAACAACCGUACAAUUCCUUCUUAAUGCUCAGUAAGAAGUAUGGCUCAGUCUUCACUGUGUGGCUUGGCCCCAAACCAGUGGUUGUGCUGUCUGGGUUUGAGACCCUUAAGGAAGCUCUUGUGAACCAGGGGGAAGAGUUCAAUGGCCGGACCGGUUACCCAGUACUUGUUGAAGUCACCAAAGGUUUUGGGGUGAUGGUGAGCAGUGGUGACCGUUGGAGGCAUCUACGGUGGUUCUCCAGCAUGACCAUGAAGAACUUUGGAAUGGCUUGGAGGAGUAUUGAAGAAAGGGUACAAGAGGAGGCCGGGUUUUUGAUCAAAGCCUUCAGUGAACAUGGAGAUUCUGUCUUCAACCCUAACAACCUCUUGUGUAAUGCCGUAGCCAAUUUGACCUGCUCCAUUGUCUUUGGCCAGAGGUUUGAAUACAGUGACCCACAGUUCAAGUUCCUCCAACAGGGCCUUGAUGGCUAUUUUAAUUUUCUCAACAGCUCCAAAGGCCAGCUCUUCAACGUGUUUCCCAAACUAGGGAGGUGCCUGCCUGGGCCUCACCACCAGCUCUUUAAACACAUUGAGAGUAUUAAAGAGUUCUUUAAACAGGAAGCUCAGCGACGCAUGAAAAGCCUCAACACCGACUCACCUCAGGACUUCAUUGAAGCGUUUCUGGUUCAAAUACUGGAGCAGGGAGACAAGCCUGGCAGUGAGUUCCACUUUGACAACCUAGUGGGUACAAUUUGGAGCUUUUUUGCUGCAGGAACAGAAACCACCACCGCCGCACUGAGGCAGGCCUUACUGCUAAUGAUGAAGUACCCUCACGUCCAAGAACGGGUUCAGAAGGAGAUUGAUCAGGUGGUGGGCUCCAUCAGAACCCCCUCGCUGCAGGACAGACAGAAUAUGCCCUACACUGAUGCCGUCAUUCAUGAGGUCCAGCGGUCUAUGGACCUCGCCCCUGCUUCUGUUCCGCACAAAAUGAUGAGUGACACAGAAUUCAAGGGCUACUGCAUUCCUCAGGGUACAAUGGUAUUACCUCUACUGUCGUCUGUUCUGUCCGACCCAAAACUUUGGAAAAACCCUGAUGUGUUUGACCCAGAAAAUUUCCUGAAUGAGAAUGGGAGCUUCAAGAAGAAUGAUGGGUUCCUGGCAUUUGGACUAGGGAAACGAGCCUGCCUGGGGGAGGGACUGGCUCGGGUGGAGCUCUUCCUCUACUUCUCGACCCUCCUCCAACGGUUCACCUUCACAGCAACACAGCCCCCGGAAGAGCUCGACAUCAACCCUGUCUGCCGUAGCUUUAUAAAAUUGCCACCCUUGUACACCUGCUACGCCAAACUCAGAGAAUAAGUGCAAUGCCCACAACAUGACCAUUCAUUAAAAUUUAAAGUGACCUUUCUCCAUAGCCCAAUCCAUUUAUGUAUCUAUAAUAUAUAAUCUGUCAAGGGGUGUAGUAAGUGCUGGAACAGCAAAUAAGAUCAAGAUCACUGGCAAAACACAACUGAAAUACACAUGGCCAUCUACAGGGGUACGCAGAGCUUGAAGAUACAAUAGCAUUGGCAUAUUGAACCACUGAGAUUGCUGCAAUAUGCGUGUUGUAGUAUUCUCAAAUGUCUUGCAAUCUUGUUUAGCAGUCUAAAUUUCAAAAUGUUCCAAUACCGUAGUUAUCAGUAGUUAUGUUCUUGUAUUGUUGCUCUGUUAAUCUGAAGCAAACGUAUGAUCAUUCAAAAACUCAGAUGGGAGUCUAAAAUCAUUUUGACAGCCCAACAACCGUCAAGCAGAUGGAAAUCAAAUGCACUGUUAGAUUGUACGACAUAGCCUACUAAUGUUACAAGUUGUAAUGAGAUUUGAAGAGAUUUUCUUAGUGACCAUAUAUACUAUGUAUACACUUGUUCUAUUUGGAAUAUGCUUUCAUUGUAUCUUAAAGCUUUUUCACAUGCGGUAAUUGCUUUCUUUACUCACAACCUUGUUGUUAUAUAUUCGCUAUGCAAUAUCUUUUCACGAGUUGCACAAGUGAUUGUUAAAUAAAAAAGCAAGUACAUUUUCAUUAUGGUUACAACACUAUACAAUGAAUAUCUGAUCCAUUAAAUGGGAUAAUAUCAAAUUUAAGAUGCAUUUUAUCAAUAUUUUGUUAUUAAUAGACGUUCCCCUGUAGGUGUAGGAAAAUUUUGAGACUCCCCAUGAUUGAGAUGACGUCGCAUGUAAAAGUUAGGGUAUUCCCAUCAAUGUUGAUCAAACUGUUUCCUCCAACCCCCGAUGCUUCAUGAUAAAAAUAUAUCACAUGUAUAACUAUACACUCAUAUAAUCAACAUGUAAUCCAAUAAACCUAUAUCAGUAGUUGCAGCUAAGCUUAUGGAAACGCAAGAAACCACAGUAUCCACUGUAGAAAAAAAGCAAACGCAGAAGGCUUAAAAAAAACACAUUUACUCACUCAGCAGAAAACACUAACCAAAUACUAAUCAUACACUAGUGCCAAAAAACUUCAGCAGAUAACACUAACCAAAAACUAAUCAUACACUACUGCCAAGAUACAGCAGAGAACAAUAAUCCAAAACUAACAGAACGCUAUUGCCAAAUAAAAGUGCUAGAAGACUAAUAUUUUUACAGUGACCCUUAUGUAAACUGAAUACAAAUGGCAAAUUACAGGAGGCUAUAAACUCUGUAACUUGUAUGCUUAAAGGAAAAUUACAGAAUAAAGACUAAUAUUUGUUUAAGGGAAAGUUGGGGUAACAUUCCACAAUAACGUUAUCAUCUAAGAACAGAAAAUCAUUGUGGUGCCAAGAAGGUCAGGCUGACCCAAGAGCAGGAAAUUAAAAUCAUUGUGGUGCCAAGAAGGACAGAUGGUUGGUAUUUUAAGAAAUGUGUUAAGGGGAGUUGUGGGGUACAUUUGUGUAUAAAAUGAAUGUAAAACUGACAAUCGAGGUUCAAUUCGGCUGAAUUGAUCCGGCUUUGUGCACCUGUGCAAAUAAAGUCUAACUUUUC
Messenger RNA from Anguilla anguilla (European eel), 3339 nucleotides. RefSeq names its product cytochrome P450 2M1-like. Gene Ontology annotation, molecular function: iron ion binding; oxidoreductase activity, acting on paired donors, with incorporation or reduction of molecular oxygen, reduced flavin or flavoprotein as one donor, and incorporation of one atom of oxygen; heme binding. The transcript has 9 exons. Gene Ontology annotation, cellular component: intracellular membrane-bounded organelle; cytoplasm. The record is from RefSeq and is a predicted model, not a curated record. NCBI's taxonomy places the organism in Eukaryota, Metazoa, Chordata, Actinopteri, Anguilliformes, Anguillidae. Gene Ontology annotation, biological process: xenobiotic metabolic process. Bases 208 to 1707 code for a protein of 499 amino acids.